UCAUUUCCUCUUUUAUUUUAAUUUUUGCCUACCGGAUCGGAUCCUGUUUAAUAUCUAUAUCCAUAACCUGUUCAAAUUACUGCUGAAACUACAAAACCAUGUACAAAUGAGAAACUUUUGAAAAACACUUUCUGGCUCUGUUACAUCUCCUAGUAUAUCAGUAGCAUCUUUUCCUCCAUCUUCAUCUUUGUAACUCAAUCUAUCCAUCCAUCUAUCAAUCAAUAUCGGAUCGAAAUCUUCAUCAUCAGAGAAAAGAAGAUUAACAAAACGAUGUCGUCUUCUUCAGCUUCUUUUUCACCGGACCACCUCUCUCCCUCCGAGCAGCUCUGUUACGUCCAUUGCAACUUUUGUGACACUGUUCUCGCUGUGAGUGUUCCUUGCACCAGCUUGUUCAAGACGGUCACGGUUCGAUGUGGCCACUGCACCAAUCUUCUGUCCGUCAACAUGCUUGGCUUGCUUCUUCCUGCGGCUAAUCAGCUUCACCUUGGCCAUUCUUUCUUCACUCCUCAAAGUCUCUUGGAGGAGAUUCGAAGCAGUGCAACACCGAAUAUGGUGAUCAACCAACCAAACCAGAUUAAUGAAUCUAUUAUGCCUGCUGUUCAUGGUGGAGCUGAAGAUAUUCCCAAGCCUCCGGCGGUCAACAGACCUCCGGAGAAGAGACAGCGAGUCCCAUCCGCCUACAACCGCUUCAUCAAGGACGAAAUUCAACGCAUCAAAGCUGGGAAUCCUGAUAUAAGUCAUAGAGAGGCCUUCAGUGCCGCUGCGAAGAAUUGGGCCCACUUCCCAGACAUACAUUUCGGACUUAUGGCUGAUCAACCCGUGAAGAAAACAAACGUACACAAACAGGAAGCGGAGGAAGUGGUGAUGAAAGAUGGGUUCUUUGCUGCAAACAACAUGGGUUCGCCCCUUACCAAACAAGUGAAAACUACUGCUAGGGUUUUUCCUUGAUAGGGUAUUUUAUUUAUUACUUUCAUGAUAUGUUUGUCUUUAUAAGACUGUCUGAAAGUUUGGGUUUCGUAGAUUAUGCUAGUAGUGGUUAUGCGGACGGGUUUUGAUGUUUUUGUGAAGAGACAACGUAGCUACGAACAACUCUCAUGA
Hibiscus syriacus is the source of this 1098-nucleotide messenger RNA. Its product is annotated as axial regulator YABBY 1-like. The coding region runs from base 271 to 948 and encodes 225 amino acids. The transcript has 7 exons. The record is from RefSeq and is a predicted model, not a curated record. Gene Ontology annotation, biological process: regulation of leaf development; regulation of shoot apical meristem development; polarity specification of adaxial/abaxial axis. Gene Ontology annotation, cellular component: nucleus. Lineage: Eukaryota; Viridiplantae; Streptophyta; Magnoliopsida; Malvales; Malvaceae.